This is a messenger RNA of Dentiscutata heterogama, 370 nucleotides long. NCBI's taxonomy places the organism in Eukaryota, Fungi, Glomeromycota, Glomeromycetes, Diversisporales, Gigasporaceae. The record is from the annotation of a GenBank genome assembly.
AUGGGGAAUAUCUUUCAUAAUAAAAAUUGGAAAGAAAGUGAAGCUGAACUUGUAAAAGUAACCGAUCGCAUUCUUAGUACACUUGGCGAGAUGUGGAGCAAUCCCGCGUUUUCGACCCAUGCAUCUUGUAGUGAGCAGAGCGAGGGAACAUACGUAACUGAAGUCAUAAUUCCUUUGCUUCGCUCAAGUUUGGGAAACCUUCCCAACGGCUGUAUAGCUCUAAGUACGGCAGAACGCGAAAGUUUAGCAAGUAAAGCUCGACGUAAUAUAGGAAGCCAUGAUGAACAAAUUUUAUCUGCAGUAAUUCAAAAAAAAAAUGAUGACGAAGUGAAACUAUGGAGAGAAACUUUAGAUGGGGCGAGUUCCAUAG